Molecule: messenger RNA, 2483 nt
Organism: Mollisia scopiformis
Lineage: Eukaryota; Fungi; Ascomycota; Leotiomycetes; Helotiales; Mollisiaceae
Product: TPR-like protein
Exons: 2
Coding region: 120-2165 (681 amino acids)
Biological process (GO): spliceosomal complex assembly; mRNA splicing, via spliceosome
Cellular component (GO): Prp19 complex; post-mRNA release spliceosomal complex; precatalytic spliceosome
Molecular function (GO): protein binding
Source: RefSeq, a predicted model, not a curated record
CCACACUACGAAUUGGCUUUUUUUCAAUUCACCUACACGGAUCUGGUCCUUGCCUAGUAGUGGGAGAACAUCCUCAAACAACCUGCUACACCACACCAGAGAUUGUAACACCCGCAAUUAUGGAGUCUUCGCGUGGCCCCCCAAGGGUCAAAAACAAGGCGCCCAGCGCAAUCCAAAUUUCAGCAGAACAGCUUCUGCGAGAAGCUGUUGAUCGACAGGAACCUGGUCUUCAAGCGCCUACUCAGCGGUUUGCUGAUCUCGAGGAGCUUCAUGAGUUCCAAGGCCGAAAGCGGAAGGAGUUCGAAGACUAUGUGCGGAGGAACAGGAUUAAUAUGAACAAUUGGAUGAGAUAUGCGCAAUGGGAAUUGGAACAGAAGGAAUACAAGCGUGCACGAUCUAUAUUUGAGAGAGCUCUGGAUGUAGAUGCCGCUUCUGUCACCCUAUGGAUCCGAUACAUCGAGGCAGAGAUGAAGACGAGAAAUAUCAACCAUGCCCGGAAUUUGUUAGAUCGCGCUGUUACUAUUCUGCCAAGAGUCGACAAGCUCUGGUACAAAUAUGUCUACAUGGAAGAGAUGUUGGGCAAUAUCCCAGGUACACGGCAAGUGUUUGAGCGCUGGAUGUCGUGGGAGCCAGAUGAGGCAGCUUGGAGCAGUUAUAUCAAGUUGGAGAAAAGAUAUGGCGAGUUUCAGAGAGCCCGGGAGAUCUUUCAACGGUUUACUAUGGUUCACCCAGAGCCCAGGAAUUGGAUCAAAUGGGGCAGAUUUGAAGAGGAGUACGGCACGAGCGAUUUGGUCAGAGAAGUCUUUGGCUCUGCUGUCGAAGCGCUGGGUGACGACUUCAUGGAUGAGCGUCUCUUCAUUGCUUAUGCAAGAUACGAGGCGAAACUUAAGGAGUAUGAGCGGGCAAGAGCAAUCUACAAGUAUGCCUUAGAUCGCUUAGCAAGAUCAAAGUCUCUCGCCCUGCACAAGGCGUAUACGACCUUCGAAAAGCAAUUCGGUGACCGAGAAGGUGUUGAGGAUGUGAUUCUGUCGAAGCGGAGAGUUCAGUACGAAGAACAGAUCAAAGAGAACCCUAAAAAUUACGAUGUCUGGUUCGACUAUGCCAGACUGGAGGAGACAGGUGGCGAUGUCGACCGCGUGCGAGACGUCUAUGAGAGAGCCAUUGCUCAAAUACCACCUACUCAAGAGAAGAGACAUUGGAGACGAUACAUCUAUCUGUGGGUCUUCUAUGCUAUCUGGGAGGAGAUGGAAUCAAAAGAUGUCGACCGAGCUAGGCAAAUCUAUUCAGAAUGUCUGAAACUGAUACCACACAAGAAUUUCACAUUCGCCAAGAUUUGGUUGAUGAAGGCACAAUUCGACAUUCGACAACAAGACCUUACUGCCGCCCGAAAGACCCUUGGACAGGCUAUUGGUAUGUGCCCGAAAGACAAGCUUUUCAAGGGAUAUGUCGAGUUAGAGCUCAAACUCUUCGAGUUCGUUCGAUGCAGAACACUCUAUGAGAAGCACAUUGAAUGGAAUCCAGCAAAUUGCCAAGCCUGGAUCAAAUUUGCCGAAUUAGAGCGAGGUCUGGAUGAUCUAGAGCGAGCGCGAGCUAUUUUUGAGCUAGCUAUUGACCAGCCAGUUCUUGACAUGCCCGAACUUUUAUGGAAAGCCUAUAUCGACUUCGAGGAGGAGGAAGGCGAGUAUGAUCGUACUCGGAAAUUGUAUGAGCGAUUGCUCGACAAGACCGAUCAUGUCAAGGUCUGGAUCAGCUAUGCUCACUUCGAGAUCAAUGUUCCAGACGAAGACGAAGAAGAGACAGAAGAGGAUGAGGAGAAGCCUAUUAGUGAAGGGGCCAAGGCACGUGCCAGGAAAGUCUUUGAGCGAGCUCUUAAGAGCAUGCGCGACAAGGAGCUCAAGGAAGAGAGAGUUUCAUUGCUCAAUGCCUGGCUGUCUUUUGAGAAGACGCAUGGCUCUGAGGACGACAUUGACAAGGUUCAGAAACAAAUGCCACGGAAGAUCAAGAAACGCCGUAAGCUGGAUGAUGACAGCUAUGAGGAAUAUCUCGACUAUGUAUUCCCUGCCGAUGACUUGCAGACUGCGAAGCUAUCGAGUUUCUUGGCCAAAGCUCAAGCAUGGAAGCAAGCUGGUGGGACGAUUACGGGAGAAGGUACGAAUGGCGACUGAAGAAGCCGUAUUGGUCUGCUUAGUGUAUGAUGUGCAAACAGCGAGAUGAACAAUUAUACCAAGGUCUUACUCUUACUCUUUCUGAAUACCUCGACCGUGAUAUCGAAGCAGUUCCUUGUUUCUGGGUCCUGUAUGGACACAUACACUUCUCAGUCUAUGAAGCCGAUCCGGAUAUUAGGAGUUUCGAGUCCUCAACUGAAGCGUCACAUGCCCCCGAGUUCAGCCCCGCUCUAAAAGGAGAAGGAGAAGGAGAAGGAGAAGGAAAGGAAUAGCCCUCGGCUUUUCUCUACUAAACAUCUCUCACUCCCGAGACUCGGG